This is a messenger RNA of Radiomyces spectabilis, 1131 nucleotides long. RefSeq names its product Alpha/Beta hydrolase protein. The transcript is spliced from 7 exons. The coding region runs from base 459 to 1049 and encodes 196 amino acids. The record is from RefSeq and is a predicted model, not a curated record. NCBI's taxonomy places the organism in Eukaryota, Fungi, Mucoromycota, Mucoromycetes, Mucorales, Radiomycetaceae.
CGCCACUAUCGCUUGUUUGAUUUGCGUGAGUAGUGAACACGGACCCGCUGCAAUAUGACAGGAACCAAGCUCGAGCAAAACUCAAUCGGCAUGUGUAAAUUCAUCGUUUUGGCUAUGAAAUAUAACAAAUUGAUAAAGAUCCGGCAACACAUAUGGCAGCACACAGCUGUAGGCUAAAUCUUAUAGAGUACUGUAAUUCGCGUACAGCGAAAUAUCAGAUAGGAAGCAUAUGAUAGUGAUUGCAUUGAAUGUACAAAUCAAUAUAUUGCAAUCGAAUAGAGAUAUAAAGACGUGAUCGGGUAUAAUGUAUUUCCUGUUUUCAUGUUUCACUCACAUGGUGCCUCUGAAAGAAAGACCGGGCUUCUCCGCAACCUAAAAAAAAAACUCAGGCACUCAAAAACGGCUGGGCCAAGGAGUGCUAUUAUUCGAUUGUUUUCUUCUCACUUAACUUCGUAUAUAUGGAAACUCGUAUCGAAAACGAUCACAACGAGACCAUUGUCGGCAUUCUCGUGGAGAAAGAGACUUAUCCCAAGAAACUGGUGCUCAUUGCUCAUGGUGAAUUCGGCGAUAAGAAUAGCCUGUACCAACCAUUAUUAGCGGAGCAGCUUCCUUAUUCCACGUUUCGUUUUGAUUUCCGUGGCCAUGGAGAUAGCCAUGGUCAAACAGGUUAUGCUAACAUGGCUGAAGAUGUUCAAGAUUUGCAUACCGUGGCCGAUUAUUUUGAAAACAGGGGAUAUGAUAUCAUGGCUGUAAUAGCCCAUUCACGUGGUUCAACGGCUGGGUUGAAAUAUGCAACCACUUGCGAUAAACCCUUGUCGCAUUAUGUGAACAUUGCCGGACGAUAUAUCAUGAAUGAUUACGGUAUCCAUAUGCACUCUCCGGAAGUUCAAGAAGCUCUGAAUCGUCAAACGAAGCAAAAUGGAAAGACUUUUGUUAUCAAAGUGACAGCAGCCGAUCUUGAAAAAAUCAAACAAUGGGACAGCUCUCAUGUUUCUCGCAUGCCAAAAUCCACCUGUGUUCUCACUUGCCAUGGUCUCAAAGAUACUUAAUCAUACACUUCGUCUGGUUCCUGACGCUGACCACGAUUUCACCGGCAAACAUGAAGAAUUGGUGCAAACGAUUGUGGAUUAU